AAGUAUGCACCAGAACCCCGCGCCGAGUUCCAAUCGCUUUUGAUGGUGCAGGCUGGGAAUCGAAUUACUUCAAUGGAUCUUGGUCAGAACCCAAUAUUCUUUGCGAGAGGCUAUCAAGGUCGCGAGUUUUUUUAUGUCUGAAUAGAUGAUGAAGCUAUGGAAUGAACUCGAGAACAGUGAGUCGUCUGUCAAGAAAUGUUUACGGUCCAAUGGGCGUCGGCAAAUCAUACAUUUCAUGGUUCCUUGCGGCCAAGGCAUAUGCACAUGGUUGGCCAGUGCUUUAUAUUGCGGAUGCUAAUCAACUUAACAAUUGUGACACUAAUACUGACGCAUCACGACUGAUCUGUCAACUCUUCUUAUCCAUCAACAAAGAUACUUUGACAGCCUCAGAGCUCGAGGAAAUGGUCGAAAUUGAAACAUCGGAAAAUCUUUUUGUGAGUAGCGCCAGCAGUAUCUUGGGUGACCUACUCCAGUCAAGAAGUCAGAAGGCAUUAUUUGUCGUGGAUGAGCAUGGUGCAUUAUUUCCAGAAAAAUAGUAAGUCUGCGCCCGACAGGUUCCCAGUUUUAUGGCCUCUAAAGACUUUCAACUCUUGGAACAAUUCAAAUAAUGCGAGAGUAGUGUUUAGCAGUACGGUAAGAUUUGCAAAGCUCA
This is a messenger RNA of Lobosporangium transversale, 652 nucleotides long. RefSeq lists its product as hypothetical. NCBI's taxonomy places the organism in Eukaryota, Fungi, Mortierellomycota, Mortierellomycetes, Mortierellales, Mortierellaceae. The record is from RefSeq and is a predicted model, not a curated record. The coding region runs from base 162 to 536 and encodes 124 amino acids. The transcript has a single exon.